CGCUCAGUGGUUGCUCAGAUUUCAGACGACUCGUCUGCUGCUGUUGGGAGAUGAAAAUGGGUUCGUUCCUCUACUCUGCCGCUUGCCUUCUGCUGUUCUGCUCUCUGUCCUCAGCGCAAAUCAGAGGAGACUUCUACGAAUCAUGUAAAAUUACCGACGCUUUCGGCACUUACUGCCCCACCACCUGCGGCGUGGCAGACUACCUGCAAAAAUACAAACCAGAGAUGGAUGAAGAACUGACCAAGCUGGAGGACAUCCUGGACGAAAUUACAAACCUGACCAAGGGAGCCAGUGAUAAAAUCGUCUACCUGAAAGACUCAGCCACCAAGGCUCAGAAAGCCUCUACAGCCGGCCACACGAGACAGUCGUCCAACAUGUUGGAUGACAUAUUACGAUUCGAAAAAACCAUCAUCGCUCAGGAGGGGCAAAUCUAUGCGCUGCAGGAGGCUCUGUCAGCCAAUGAGAAGAGAAUGCUGGACCUGAAGCAGCUGUCUCUGCAGCUGGAACAGAAGUGUAAGGAGCCAUGUAAAGACACUGUGGGGAUCCAGCCCGUCACAGGAAAAGACUGUCAGGAUGUGGCGAACCGCGGCGGGAAGGUCAGCGGCCUGUACUACGUGAAACCCGAGAAAGCUGAGGAGUCCUUCCUGGUCUACUGUGAGAUCGACAGCACCGGGCGUGGCUGGACUGUGCUUCAGAGGAGACGUGAUGGCAGCGUGGACUUUAACAGGAACUGGAUCCCGUAUAAGAACGGUUUUGGCUACCUGUCCCCGACCGACACCACCGAGUUUUGGCUGGGUAACGAGAAGAUGCACCUGCUGACGACUCAGUCCUCCCUCCCCUAUGUGCUCCGCUUGGAGAUGAAGGACUGGGAGGGAAACACAAAGUAUGCCGACUACGCAAUGUUUAAAGUGGGUCCUGAGGCGGACAUGUACCGUAUGACUUACGGGUAUUACUUUGGCGGAGACGCUGGAGACGCGUUCGAUGGCUUUGACUUCGGCGACGACCCCAGCGACAAGUUCUAUACAUCACACGCUGGUAUGCAGUUCAGCACGCCCGACAAAGACAACGACAAGUUCCAGGGUAACUGUGCCCUCCAAGACGGCUCCGGUUGGUGGAUGAACAGAUGUCAUGCUGCCCACCUCAAUGGAAAAUACUACCCAGGUGGGAAAUACACACAGAAGGAUGCGGGUGAAUACGGAUACGACAACGGGAUAAUCUGGGCCACGUGGCACAGCCGCUGGUAUUCCCUGAAGGAGACCACCAUGAAAAUUAUUCCCAUCAACAGAAUCGGCGGAAAAGGACAAGAAGGCCAGUUUGCAGGGGCCAAACAGUUUGGAGGCAUGGGAGACAUUCCACAUUAAAACAAAAAGCCAGCCUACAGACACAGGACCUCAACAGCACAACACGGAUUCUCACAGCGGUGUUUCCAAAAAUUCAAGAAGAAAAAAAUUGAUUCCGUAAUUUCGUUUAUAGUUUUUAGUCUUUUUGUUUUUGACGUUUAAUUUUCCUUUAGACUCAUGAUUAUAUUUGACACAAUAUUUUUGUAUAAAGUUGAGUAAACUGGCAAGUGUAUCGAUCAGACAAUAAAAGGUUCCUUUUCUAAAA
Chanos chanos (milkfish) is the source of this 1605-nucleotide messenger RNA. RefSeq names its product fibrinogen gamma chain (gene fgg). The coding region runs from base 51 to 1361 and encodes 436 amino acids. Gene Ontology annotation, biological process: fibrinolysis; positive regulation of heterotypic cell-cell adhesion; blood coagulation. Gene Ontology annotation, cellular component: fibrinogen complex. Gene Ontology annotation, molecular function: extracellular matrix structural constituent; signaling receptor binding; protein-macromolecule adaptor activity. The record is from RefSeq and is a predicted model, not a curated record. NCBI's taxonomy places the organism in Eukaryota, Metazoa, Chordata, Actinopteri, Gonorynchiformes, Chanidae. The transcript has 9 exons.